Bicyclus anynana (squinting bush brown) is the source of this 1851-nucleotide messenger RNA. RefSeq names its product repetitive organellar protein-like. Bases 1 to 1851 code for a protein of 616 amino acids. The record is from RefSeq and is a predicted model, not a curated record. The transcript has 3 exons. Lineage: Eukaryota; Metazoa; Arthropoda; Insecta; Lepidoptera; Nymphalidae.
AUGUGUAAACAAUUAAAAAUAUCGAUUUACUUCAAAGUAUUACAUUUAUUGAGUUUCACAUCAGCCGCGUACUUGGAAGCUGAAUCGAAUUAUGUGAAACCGAAGUUGGAGAGAAACAAUAUUGUGAAUAAGGGUUUGUGGAUAAGAAAUAAUAGAGACAGGAAGUACUCGAGUGAUUUUAUAUUCAGAGCCAACUCGCUCGAUGUCGAUAAUGUUCUCCAGAACAAUUACGAUGCGUUUGGACAGAGCAAUGUCGCUAAUUCAGCGUUUUUCUCUGGAUUCAACAUGGAGAGGAGCAAACGUUCGGCGGAUGAAAAUGAAAAUAAAAAAAUCAGAGUAGAAAGUGCAAAUAAUUACAAUAGAUACACCACUCAAAGUAUCAAAACCCAAAAUCAGAUGAAAAAAGAUAACUCUUCGACUAUAAAUUACAACUCAACAACUAAUAUAGUACCAAAACGAAGUAUGAAUCAACGUGAUUAUGAAUCAGAAAAUGAAUUGAUUAAAAAAAUUGAGUUUACUGAAGAUUUCAAUAGCACAAAUGGUAACAUUAACGGUAUGGAUAGAAGUAUUUUUGAUAAGGCAGAUAUGUACCAUAAUGCACGCACACCGAAUAUUAAUGUAUACAAAAUUAUACCGGAAAAAGAAAAAGAUGUAAAAAACAAACCAUUAAAUGAAAGAGGUGUAUUAAAGGUUUUGUCAAUGCUAACAAAGACUUUCAAAAAGGUUAUGAAACAACAUCACGAUAUAAAAAGAAUACAUAACAAGUUAUACGACCUUAAUGAUGAGUUUACUAAAAACGCAGAACAGUUUGCGAGUAAAUUUAAAGACUUUAAUUCGAAGUACUUCUUUAUGGUGAACCUUAAUGAAGAAUUGAAAAGGAUGGAAAUCAAAUUAAAGGAAAAAGACAAAAAACUUAACAACAGAGAAGAAGGUUUGACUAAAAACUUAAAAGAAUUUGAAAACCACCAACGGAAUUUCUUAGAACAGCAGCGACAAUUUUACAACGUGCAGAAAACGAUGCUAGCACAAAACGAAAAGAUAAACUUAAAACAGAAUGCUAUAGCAAAAACUCAAAAUGAGAUAUCUCGGAGACAACAUGAUUUUGCACGAAUCUUAAAAAAAGAUAAACAAGUCUACAUGGAAUCUAGAAAAAUUAGUCCAAUAAAGGUAAAAACUGUUUUAGCUAAACAAAAGAUAAAACCAGAUGAGGGAAAUGUACAGCCUAUAAUAAGUCCCAAUACAAUAUAUACCACUAUAUCACCAUCUCCUACAACUGAAACAGUGAAAAUAAAUUUAUUCUCCAUACCGACUCUAACUCGACUUGAAAAUCAGGACCAAAUGAUUUUAGACGAGAAAGAUAAUCAGCCGGUUGACGAAUUAAUAUACAAAUACUAUUUUAACAACACGUUUAUUGAUGAUAUAAUGAGAAAUAAAAUUUUAGCGACGUUAAUAGCAGCACCUGAAGCUGCAGGCAUAAAUAAAAAUAAAAGAAAUGAAAAUAUUAAACUUGAAACGACACAUCUAAUUGCUGUCAAUAAAACAACCAAUGCCAAGAAAAACCAUAGGAACCGACGUUGGAUCAAGUUUUCUAAGAACAAUCAUAAGAAAUAUGCUAAGGCAUCAACACCGCUUAAUGAAGUACCUGAUGUCAAAACUGAUCAUUCGAAAAUAGACGUUACUAAAAAAGUGGAUCCAUUUAUUACGAUGGCUUUAAGCUUUUGUAAGGAAGUAGGUCAGAAUGUAAAUAUACAGGUACUGAAUUGGUGUGUGGAAAAAGCGUUAAGGAGACUAAAAGUAAUAGGUAAGAAAUGUAUAGAAUUCGCUGAAGUCAUCCCUUUAAAAUUAUAUUGA